AUGAAUGUGUCCAAGAAGACAAAAAUGUCGGACUUGCUCCACUACCGAUUGAGAGUGAGCAGUAUAGAUGGCCGUAGCUUUACUGGAGAACUUUUGGCCUUCGAUGGACACCUAAACUUGGUUUUGGCCAACGCUGAAGAAGGCAGAUUUACCAAGAAAGCAGUUCAAGAACUCAAGAAAAACAGUGCAGAGCGACCCACAGAGCAGAAACGGUCGUUGGGACUUGUUAUUUUGCGCGGGGAGCAAAUAGUGGGUCUUAGCAUCGAGUCUCCACCACCCACCUCAGUGACGGAACGUCUUGAAAAAGGCACGGGAACCACCAAGGCUGUUCGGCCGGUGAAGGUUCCACGAGGGUUCCGGCGGCAGUGA
Meyerozyma guilliermondii ATCC 6260 is the source of this 369-nucleotide messenger RNA. Its product is annotated as mRNA splicing protein. Gene Ontology annotation, molecular function: RNA binding. The record is from RefSeq and is a predicted model, not a curated record. Gene Ontology annotation, biological process: mRNA splicing, via spliceosome. Bases 1 to 369 code for a protein of 122 amino acids. Lineage: Eukaryota; Fungi; Ascomycota; Pichiomycetes; Serinales; Debaryomycetaceae. The transcript has a single exon. Gene Ontology annotation, cellular component: catalytic step 2 spliceosome; U2-type prespliceosome; U1 snRNP.